Vanessa tameamea is the source of this 2643-nucleotide messenger RNA. Its product is annotated as leucine carboxyl methyltransferase 1. Lineage: Eukaryota; Metazoa; Arthropoda; Insecta; Lepidoptera; Nymphalidae. Gene Ontology annotation, biological process: C-terminal protein methylation. The transcript is spliced from 3 exons. Gene Ontology annotation, cellular component: cytosol. Gene Ontology annotation, molecular function: protein C-terminal leucine carboxyl O-methyltransferase activity. Bases 179 to 1135 code for a protein of 318 amino acids. The record is from RefSeq and is a predicted model, not a curated record.
GUCAGAUUAUUGGAAUUGGAAAAUUCUUGGCAAAUAGAAUGAAAUAUUUGUCUUUUGAAAAUGAAGCACAUAUAAUAUUGAAAUAAAUACUACAGUAAUAUAUAUUUAUAACAUAAACCAAACGGCAAUGUUAAUGAAUAUAUUCUUUCUAGUGUACUUGUGAAGUACCGGUGUCAUCAUGAAUAACAUAAUAUCGUGGACAGCUGAAGAUGAGGCCAUUAUUGCUACAAACACUGAUGCCACCGAGUGCAAACGGUGCGCAGUUGAGUUGGGAUACUGGAAGGACGAAUAUAUUUCGUAUUUCGUCAAACAUGUUGAUCGAAAAGCUCCUGAAAUAAAUCGCGGCUACUAUGCCAGAGUUAAAGCUAUGGAGAUGUUUAUACAUCAGUUCUUAGAGCGCUGUGGCACCCAGUGUCAAAUUAUUAAUCUUGGCUGUGGGUUUGACACUCUUUACUGGCGACUUAAAGACACUACUCAGGCAGUCAGUAACUUUAUAGAAUUGGAUUUUCCAUCUGUUACUAGUAAAAAAUGCCACAUAAUUAAACGCAACAAGCAGCUCCUUGAGAAGAUAUGCAAAGAGGAUGGUGAGGUGAUCAUUAGGUCUGGUGACUUGCAUUCGGAUGGAUAUCAUCUCCUGGGUUGCGACUUACGUUGCCUAAAGGAGGUGCGACGCAAGUUAGAAGCAGGUGGAGCUACGGGUGAUGCACCAACCCUGCUGCUGGCCGAAUGCGUAUUGGUGUACUUGCGCCCAGAUGCGGCAUUGGCGCUGCUACAGCAUCUCGCCUCUAGCUUCCCGCGUUGCGUUCUGCUUGUAUAUGAGCAGUGCAAUUUGGGUGACAAAUUCGGUGAGGUGAUGGUCCGCAAUCUAAGUGCGCGAGGUUGUGCACUAGCUGGUGAGAGACAUUGCCGCGAACCGGCCGCGCAGGUCGAGCGGCUACGCGGACUCGGCUUCGACGAGGCUCGCUCGUGGGACAUGGAAACCGUGUGGCGCUCAUUCCCGGAGGAGGACCGCGUGCGAGUCGAGUCGUUGGAGAUGCUGGACGAGCGUGAGCUGCUGCAGCAACUCAAUACGCACUACGCCCUGACGGUAGCCACGCGCGGCGACCUCUUCGCGGACCUUGACCUCAAUUCUUAGGCAAUUCGUGGGUGUGAUGAGGCUGGUAUGAUUUCUCUCUUAGUAUAACAAAUUUGAAUUUGUUUCAUAAGAUUUCUUUUCCAGUUUCUUAUGCAGACAGAACUAUUUAUAUUUUGCAUUGUAAACAAACCUAUCAUUGAUUAUUUUUCAUGUAAUAAUGAAUGUUUUGUGAUAAUUCUAAAAUUCUAUAAAAGCAAAGUUGCUGCACACAAGCAAGCACGGCUGCAACUGUCCCACUGCUGGUCUAUGCCACUUCUUCCUUUGAGGAGAAGAUUCGUUUUCAGAGCUUAUUCCAUCGCACUGCUCCAAUGUGUGUUGGUGGAUACAAAUGUGGUACAAUUUAAUUGAAAUUUCACACAUGCAGUGGCCUUACGAUGUUUCCCGUCAUGGCUGAGCAUGAGAUGAAUUAUAAACAGAUAUGAGUGAGAGAUGGCAGUUCAGUGGUAGUGGAUUUGAACAAGCAAUCAUCUGGCGAGAUUCACAUUUCCUAACCACUGGGCCAAUAGCAACAAGAGACGUUUAAAAACAUUGAAACGUCCCUAAUUUGUGGUAAUAUGUUUUUGUCAUAAAAGUUUCUUAAAACUACCUUGUACCACAAAAACAUGAGAUGAGAUGAGAGCUGUUGCAACAGAAGUUGGAUUUAUUAUAUUAUGUUACAAAUAAACAACUUCGGAAUAGCUCCAUUUCCGUUUUUAUUUCAAGACUCUUGAGGACUAUAGUAUUUCAUGUGUUUAAUUGCAUAUUAUCCUGUAAAGGCUCAAAAUAAAAUUUAGCCUGAUUUGAUCAGACUUGAAUUUACUGAAAUGCAUAUUGUAUGUGUAUGAACACAAAAUUCUUAAACAGAAUGAAUUCCAUCACUCUGUUUAUUAAUUUCCUUCACUUGUAAGAUAUAUUACAAAUUCUUUAAAUUUAUGUCAAUGAUUAGUUUGAUUGCCCAAAAUUAAAAUUGGCUCAUCAUCACUUAUAUAAGAGUUAAGUUCUUACUUAUAACAAAAUCAAUUUUACAGAUGUUUUUAAAAAAUAUUUUUAAAUAGUUAAUUCUGUGAUUAAUUUUUUGUUUAAGUUUUUGUUAAAUUUGAUCUUAAAAUAAUAUGUAACCAAGUGUAUAAUUUUUUGUUAUUACGAAAAGUAUUUAGUAGUAGCAAGUUGCUAAAACUAAUUCAUAAUGAUGUAAGCCCUCAUUUACAUUCUACACAUAAUUGGUAAUAAUAGUGCUGUUUUAAAUGUGUGUCUAUUGUAAUAUUUGCAUCAUGCAACAGCGAAGAAAGCUUCCUGUACUGCCGACUCUAAUAGAGCUCUACCUAUUGGCGGAAAGAUUAGCACAGAUAUCAUUCUGAGCAUGUUGUAUGAAGCAUGUUCUCGCAUAAAAUAGUCGUGUAAAUUUUUUAAAUGUGUAAGAGAUGUCCUCUUAAGUAGUGUUCUCAAAGGUCCAUCUUUAUAUUUACUCACUUUUAUUGAUACCACUAAGUGUUAAAUAUUUAUGAAUACAUUAAUGCCAUACAUUAAAA